AUGGAGAAUCCGAGCUUGAAACGCGGCGUUUUGGAGAGCUUCUUCGGCUCUCUGAUCCAAGCGGUUGCUGCUGAAACUGUCACUGUUCUGGCCAAGUCUAUCGAAUUGUCUCUGCAGAAGGGAACUUUGCGUGACGGGUUCCCUAGAGAACUUUACACAAACGGAAGGUUGACGAUGAUUCCACUCCAUACUUUGAAGAAAGCUAAAGAUGAAAAUGAAGACGCAAGUGAAGGAAAAGAAAAUGAUAAUGAUGAUGAUGGUGAUGAUGACAAUGAAGUAGAGGAAGGCGCAGACAAGGAAGAAAAUCAAGGAAAUGAGAAAGAACAAGAGGAUCCAGAAGAUGAAGUUGAAGCCAAUGGACAGGGUGCAAGCGAAGAUGAUGAUGAUGAUGGUGAAGAAGGCAUAGAGGAAGAAGAUGAGGAUGAAGAUGAAGAUGAAGAUGAAGAUGAGGAGGAGGAAGAAAUUCCUCAGCCACCGAGGAAGAAAAGGAAAUGA
Messenger RNA from Microthlaspi erraticum, 495 nucleotides. Lineage: Eukaryota; Viridiplantae; Streptophyta; Magnoliopsida; Brassicales; Brassicaceae. The record is from the annotation of a GenBank genome assembly.